Molecule: messenger RNA, 2586 nt
Organism: Lentinula edodes (shiitake mushroom)
Lineage: Eukaryota; Fungi; Basidiomycota; Agaricomycetes; Agaricales; Omphalotaceae
Product: kinase-like domain-containing protein
Exons: 7
Coding region: 1-2586 (861 amino acids)
Biological process (GO): regulation of protein localization to mitotic spindle pole body; protein phosphorylation; regulation of cytokinesis
Cellular component (GO): spindle pole body; cytoplasm; spindle pole
Molecular function (GO): protein binding; ATP binding; protein kinase activity
Source: RefSeq, a predicted model, not a curated record
AUGUCUGCACAGAUCUAUCCAAUACAAACAUAUAAACCUUCCAGGGUUCCAGCUAAACGUUUUCCUCUUGCAAACGCUGCCAAUCAGCAGUUGCCACCCACAGCAACAACGCCUCAGAAAGUUCAUGCAAAACCGAAACAACCUACUUCGCCACCUCUUCAACGACAAAAUACAAAGGCAACCCCGCCCUCACCUCCGAGUAUCAUUAGAGAUAAUCAUGGCUAUUUUCAAUUCCACCGAGUUGGGUUCUUGGGCGAGGGAGGCUUUGCUCGUGUCUAUGAAGCUGAAGACUUCAGAGGAACCAGAGUAGCAUGCAAGGUGGUAACGAGGUCCUCGUUGACAACAAAGAAAACGAAGACGAAGCUGUAUGCUGAGAUUAGGAUUCACAAAUCACUCAGUCAUCCCAAUAUUGUCGCCUUCCAAGAGUGUUUCGAAGGCGAUGACAACGUCUACAUGAUUCUUGAACUGUGUACGAGCGGCUCCCUUAUGGAUAUGUUGCGUCGCCGUCGACGACUAAGCGAAGCCGAAACUCGCUUUUUUCUGGUGCAAAUAAUCGGUGCUUGUCACUACAUGCAUAUACAUCAGGUUAUUCACCGCGACCUUAAGUUGGGGAACAUAUUCCUUGAUGGGAAGAUGAACAUCAAAGUCGGUGACUUCGGACUUGCAGCUUUGAUUGAAAAUCCUGGAGAAAGGAAGAAGACCAUUUGUGGGACGCCCAACUAUAUCGCUCCUGAAGUCCUCUUCGACACUGCGAACGGGCAUAGUUUUGAGGUGGAUACUUGGUCUAUCGGUGUGAUCCUUUACACACUAGUCAUUGGUAGACCACCUUUUCAGACGAAAGAUGUGAAAGCUAUAUACAAACGUAUACGUGACAACGCAUAUGAAUUUCCAACUGAACGGCCUAUUUCUCAAGCGUCUCAGCAACUUAUUCAAUCAAUUCUUGCUCCCAAGCCACAAGAGCGGCCUGCUCUUCUAGACGUAGUUCACGACGAUUUCUUCACCAAAGGAGCAUUUCCACCUCACAUCCCUACCUCCGCCCAUGACGUUGUGCCAGAUUUCCGAGCUAUAACUAGGAGUGCCAGCGAAGCGAACUUUCGUCGUGUGCGACGCGCGGCACUCCUCGACCCGGACCAGAUCACUAGCAUUGCGGUUCCCUAUGUUUCUGAAGAUUUAGCUAUUUCUAGCGCAGCCUCCGAUGCUCCUACACGAAGCGUCACUGCUGCUAUAGCUCAACAAGAAAAAGAGUUCCAAAAAGCCGUCCAACCAGGCUCUCCGAUCUCUGCGCUACUGAGCUCAGCUAAGCGCCCUUUGCUCAGAAGUACGGGUCCUCCAGGUGCGCCAGGCAAUGGUGUAACAAAGGAGUCCCCAUUGUUCAGGAAAUUACAAGCCGUGUCGACCUCAAAUCCACCCAAUCCUUCGCCUUUAAGACAAAGUUCCGCAACGGGCUCAUCCCGUCCCGUUGCUGCGCACACGGUAAAUCGUGGCCUGGAACAUAUUGCGGAAGAGGACGAUAGGAAUGACGAGCUGGGGAGAAAGAGAAAGAAUCAGACGAAAGAGCUAGAAGCGCAGAAGGCUAGAAUUGUCGCACAGAUGGCUCCAGUGAGAGAGGAAGAAAGAUAUGAAGCAGGUGCUCAAGAUCGUUACGAAGAUCCUCAACCAGAAAGAAAGGAAAUCAAAAGAUCAAGCGUUAGAGAAGUUAAAGAGAACCGUUUCCCAGUUCCUUCUGCUCCCAUCCCAGAGCUCAAAGCCCAAUUAGCUGGGUUUGAUGCAGCGGCUCAUGUGCUCACCCUUGCAUUCGAGUCCAAAGCGGUGGGUCAAGUCUUUCGGGACCCCCGUGAAGAUCCACGUAUUCCCCUACCUGAAGAGAAGGUGUUUAUUGUGUCUUGGGUGGACUAUUGCAACAAAUAUGGAAUGGGAUAUGCCCUCACCGACGGAAGUGUCGGAGUUCACUUCAACGAUAGCUCCAGCAUUGUCUUGAGUGCGGACAAGCACCACUUUGAUGUGAUCUCAUCGCGGCGAAAUGGGACUGUAUUUGUUAGGAAAUCCUUCACCGUCGAAGAGUACCCUGAGGAAUUGCAAACGAAGGUGUACCUGCUAAAGCACUUCGAACGAUAUAUAAUGGACCGUCUCUACGGCGAAUAUGACUAUACUUUCGAAGACACCGAAAAAACCAAGGGAAUGAUAUGGGUGCAAAACUAUCUUCGAAUGAAGCAAGUCAUCGUCUUCAAAUUGAGUCACGACGUUCUUCAGUUCAAUUUCUAUGAUCACUCUAAAAUCAUUCUCUCCUCCUCCGGCCUCGUCGUGACUCACAUUGACAAGAACAGUGUACUCACUCGUUGGCUUCUUUCGGAUAUCAUGCACAACGCUUUGCGUGCGGCUUCGUCGACCUCAACUGCCAACCCGGAUACCGUUAAGUUCAACCAGAAGCUUGUUGACAAACUCAAAUACUGCAAAGAAGUCCUUGUCAGCAUUCAAACGGCCAAAACUAGCGGAAGUGAUGCCACUCCUACCUCCAAUAUCCCUGGUUCGACUGUUGGUAAUUCUGUGGGCUUACCAGACAAAGCUUUGAAAGCUUCACUGAGAUAA